GCGCAAUUAAUUCAACUUCUGCCCAAACAGGAAGAUCUGCUUGAAUAGCUUGAACGGUGAUGUAAUGUUUAUGCAGAACCUGUUCUCGCCAACUUCUGAAACCUUUCUCCUACAGAAAUUGGUGAAGAAGAAAACCGGGAACGCAUCAUUUCCAAGGAAAGAAGAAGGAUAAGAGGAAAGGAAAGGAAAGGAUCCGAAAGAAGGGAACUGGCUUGCGAAAGAUGCUAGGGGGUUAACCGAUGCAUUCUCCAACCAGUUCUCCUCUCUUCGAUGUCACAGUUAAAUGAAUGCUAGCUCCUGUCUGUGUAUGUAUGUAUGUAUGUAUAUAUGUAUAUAUAUAUAUCCAUCUAUCGUUUAGUGAAGUCGCAGCUGGACAUUGAUAACCGUCUAUAAGGAAAUUACACAAGAGAAAAAGAAGACUGUGUGAAAGACAAGAAGAGAAGAAAAACCCAAAAGAGAAAUCAAAAACAAGACCUUCAACACAUUGUUGCUUGCUGUCCCACACAGCAAAUGUCUUUUCCUCUACUCUAAAUGUAGUGUCUUUAUCUAUAACCCCCUGUAUAAAUACAUAUAUAUUGUAUAUAUGUAGGAUUUUUUUUUUUAUAAUUUACGAUCGUUUUACAAAAGAAUUUUCAUACAGCUGAGAUCAUUUGCUUGUAUCUUUAAUCAUAAAUUAUUUUAUUCUACAUAUAUUAAAGAAGAACCAAACCCAAACGGUAUAAUAGCCACAACCCCACCCUCUCGAAAUACACACACAGGACGGUCUUAUCCGGUCUUCAUCCUUUUUUCAUUUUUUUUUCUUAAUUGUCACGGUUGAUUAGAUCAUUCGAGGGAGAACCCAACAACACGAAACACACACAACACAAACUCAAAGACCCAAACCCCCCAAACAAUUAUAGCUAUUAAGUGUUGUUAUUAUUAUUUAUUUCAUGCCUGACGACGAAGGGGAUAACGGUCCCGGGCUGGUCGUUGUCGUUGGAGAAGAAGGAGGUCCUUUAGGGGUAAUGAAAGAUCACUCGUACACUGCUGUUUCCACGGAGUCUCCAACGAAAUUGUCCGAACAGGAUAUACCCGGCAGCAAAAUGCCAAAGAAAGUCCGCAAAUGGGAGAUUUUUCCGGGAAAGAACAAAUUCUGUUGUGACGGCCGAAUAAUGAUGGCGAAACAUACUGGAAUUUUUUACUUUACUUGUACCUUGAUAAUUCUUACGAGUGGCUUGUUCUUUUGCUUCGACUGUCGAUAUUUGGCCCUCAACGUAUCCCCUGCAAUUCCUGCCAUUGGAGCAGCCCUGUUUUUAUUUGUUAUAUCCACCCUUUUCCGAACAAGCUUUAGUGACCCAGGUGUAAUCCCUAGAGCUACUCCAGACGAAGCUGCAGAUAUUGAAAGACAAAUAGAAGUUCCAAAUGCAGUUUCUCCUGGAACUUACAGACCUCCACCUCGAACGAAAGAAGUUGUUGUGAAGGGCCAAGUUAUCAAACUGAAGUAUUGCUUCACCUGUAAGAUAUUUAGACCACCACGAGCGUCACACUGUAGUUUAUGUGAUAAUUGUGUUGAUCGAUUUGAUCAUCACUGCCCAUGGGUUGGCAAUUGUGUCGGAAGGAGAAACUAUAGAUACUUCUACCUCUUCAUAUUGUCUUUAUCUGUUCUGUGUAUUUACAUAUUUGCUUGUGUUUUGACUCAUCUUAUAUUGCGUGCUCAGCAAAAUAAUUUUCUCACAGUAAUGCAAGAAUCUCCAGCAAGUAUUAUCGAAGCGAUUGUCUGCUUCUUCUCUGUCUGGUCAAUUAUUGGAUUGGCUGGCUUUCAUACCUAUUUAACCACAUCAGAGCAGACAACCAAUGAAGAUAUAAAAGGUUCCUUUUCAUCCAAGAGAGGACAAGAUAAUUUUAAUCCGUAUAGCAGAGGGUCCAUUUUUAAAAAUUGCCUUGUUGUACUAUGUGGACCCAAUCCUCCAAGUUUAAUCGACCGGAGAGGUUACGUUGUACCUGACAGUUCUCAGAUACACAGUGACAGCUUCAACAGCUGUGUAAAAGAAAGUAACUCUGUCAACGUCAAACAUGAAUAUUAUGGUUCGACAACAGUGACGGAACAAAAGACGAAUAACAAAGGAACCAACACAGCACAAGAUCUGGACUGCACGAAGACAAACGGCAGGCUGGACAAUGAAUUAGUAACCAAGCAUGACAUGAUCAGCUACCAGUCUCCAGAUGGUCGCAUAAACAAUCGUCUGCCUCCCAUAAAUGAUGGUUGUACAAAGAAUUUCUUGUGGGAUAUGACCCUUAACCAACUGAAGUUGAAGGGUAAUAAAACUAGAUCAGUUUUGUAUGAGUCCUCAUCACCUAAGUUUGUUGACAAAGCUGACCCGAUAAACACAGGAUGUCACCAGCCACGAACUUUGCCAGACGUUGUUUAUACCGAAAGUGGUUCUCCUCCGAUGGAAAAGCAUGCCCAACAUCAUCCCAUCUGCAGCAAAUCUUGGCCAGAAGUGGAGGCCCGCAGGCUAAUCCUGCACGACAAUGCUGACAACAGUUGUGACACUGUAAACCAGAACAUUUAAAGGAUGGCCAUUUUUGAAGUCUUCAUUGGCAUCAGUUUCUCUCUCUCUCUUUCCUCUCUUUUCCUUCCUCUUUCACAUCACUCCAGCCCCACCCCUUCAAAACCUUUUUUUUUUUGCCCCCAAAUUUUGUGUACGUUAUUUUUGUACAGUCAUUUUUGUUGUCUUUAUUUAAAUAGACAUUUUAACCUCUCUUUUUUUUUUUUUUGGUCUCUGUAUGUGCGAGUGAAAAGUAAACUCUGGAUACAAGCGAAUUUGUUUAUUUGUUGUAUCGAAGGUUACAACAAUAACAACAAUAGCAACAUCACGCACAUAAACCAAUGAAAAUUUGCAUGUGUGUGUCGACAAAAAAAAAAAAAUUAUAUAUAUAUAUAUAUAUAUGACAUAACAUUGAUAUUACAUGCAUUGAUAACAUGCAUUAUUUGUAAUUUUUAACUUUUUUUUCUGUGAGUAUAUGCACGGCUGUGUGCUUGUGCGUGCGUGCGUGUGUGUGUGUGCAUGCAUGUAUGUGUUUUCCUUGGGAUUUGUCUGAUAGACGUGCAUGGGGUGGGUGGGGUGCUUACUUUGUCCAGCGCGGUGAGCAUGCGUACUUUUGUUGCAAGAAACUUUAAAAAAGCAAAAAGACAGAAACCAAACCAAAAAUACAUAUAUAUAAUAUAUAUAUAUAUAUGACAUAACAUUGAUAUUACAUGCAUUGAUAACAUGCAUUAUUUGUAAUUUUUAACUUUUUUUUCUGUGAGUAUAUGCACGGCUGUGUGCUUGUGCGUGCGUGCGUGUGUGGUGUGCAUGCAUGUAUGUGUUUUCCUUGGGAUUUGUCUGAUAGACGUGCAUGGGGUGGGUGGGGUGCUUACUUUGUCCAGCGCGGUGAGCAUGCGUACUUUUGUUGCAAGAAACUUUAAAAAA
Messenger RNA from Octopus sinensis (East Asian common octopus), 3452 nucleotides. RefSeq names its product palmitoyltransferase ZDHHC9. Gene Ontology annotation, molecular function: protein-cysteine S-palmitoyltransferase activity. The record is from RefSeq and is a predicted model, not a curated record. NCBI's taxonomy places the organism in Eukaryota, Metazoa, Mollusca, Cephalopoda, Octopoda, Octopodidae. The transcript is spliced from 13 exons. Gene Ontology annotation, biological process: protein targeting to membrane; peptidyl-L-cysteine S-palmitoylation. Gene Ontology annotation, cellular component: endoplasmic reticulum; Golgi apparatus. The coding region runs from base 930 to 2552 and encodes 540 amino acids.